GUAUUGGAGGCUUCCUGCACUCACUAUUCGGGAACAUGCUGGCUAGGCUGACCUGUGUUCAAGGCUGGCUGCAGUGCUCAGGGCCAAGCCUGGGGAUUUGGUCCCAGCAGAUAUGCAGGAGUUAUUCAGAUUCCAGAGACAGCAGUUGGCUUAGAUCUUUGUUUGUGAGAAAAGUGGAUCCUCGCAAAGAUGCACACUCCACUCUGCUGUCCAAGAGAGAGACCAGUGGCCUUUAUAAAAUGCAGUUUCAUAAUGUGAAACCAGAAUGCCUGGACGCUUAUAACAAACUGACAGAGGAAGUACUGCCGAAACUGCAUCAUGACCCGGACUACCCUUGUGAUCUAGUGGGUAAUUGGAAUACGUGGUAUGGGGAGCAGGACCAGGCAGUUCACCUGUGGCGUUUUUCUGGGGGUUACCCUGCGCUUAUGGACUGUAUGAAUAAGCUGCGAAACAAUAAGGAAUACUUAGAUUUCCGAAAAGAGCGCAGUCAGAUGCUCAUCUCCCGGAGGAACCAGCUACUCCUUGAGUUCAGUUUCUGGAAUGAGCCUGUACCUCGGAAGGGACCCAACAUCUAUGAACUGCGUACAUAUAGACUGAAGCCAGGGACAAUGAUUGAAUGGGGAAACAAUUGGGCUCGUGCAAUCAAACAUCGUCAGGAGAAUGAGGAAGCAGUAGGUGGAUUCUUUUCUCAGAUCGGAGAACUAUAUGUUGUGCACCAUCUUUGGGCGUACAAAGAUUUACAAUCCAGAGAAGACACUCGAAAAUCCGCUUGGACCAAAAGAGGAUGGGAUGAGAAUGUGUAUUACACAGUCCCCCUGGUCCGGGAUAUGGAAUCUCGUAUCAUGAUUCCAUUAAAGAUUUCCCCGCUUCAAUGACGACACUUGCCUCUAAGUUUAAUUUCUCCCUGGAACCAAGAUUCAGUAAUUUGACCAAAUCACACCUCUGUGGUUCUUUUAGGACCGUUACAUGGAGAAUGAGCAGUUAAGACAUCAUCUCAUUUUACACCAUCUUUAAUGGCAAUUUAAACAUGGUAUAACUCCCAGACAUCCUGGUCUACAAGCUAUUUUGUUUUGUUCCUCAAGCACUUUGUUGUGCGUUUUAGAUGAACAGAGGAACUCUAGACUCUAGAGGAACAAUGUGUGUAGAUAUUUAAUUACUUUUUAUUGCUUUUCUCAUGUAAUUACGGAGUUAUAGUUUUAACGUAACUCCCUGCUUUAACUUGUAAGUUGACCAACUGUAAAAAGAAAACCAGUAAUUGAUACAAUUUAUGAAUUACUCAAUUCUAUUUUGCUGGAAAAACACUAGAAAUGGCUAUC
Pelobates fuscus (common spadefoot toad) is the source of this 1316-nucleotide messenger RNA. It is a transcript of the gene NIPSNAP1, whose product is annotated as nipsnap homolog 1. The transcript has 10 exons. The record is from RefSeq and is a predicted model, not a curated record. Lineage: Eukaryota; Metazoa; Chordata; Amphibia; Anura; Pelobatidae. The coding region runs from base 36 to 875 and encodes 279 amino acids. Gene Ontology annotation, biological process: sensory perception of pain. Gene Ontology annotation, cellular component: mitochondrion.